Molecule: messenger RNA, 1531 nt
Organism: Brachypodium distachyon (stiff brome)
Lineage: Eukaryota; Viridiplantae; Streptophyta; Magnoliopsida; Poales; Poaceae
Product: alkaline ceramidase
Exons: 5
Coding region: 383-1159 (258 amino acids)
Biological process (GO): response to salt stress; defense response to other organism; autophagy
Cellular component (GO): membrane
Molecular function (GO): hydrolase activity, acting on carbon-nitrogen (but not peptide) bonds, in linear amides
Source: RefSeq, a predicted model, not a curated record
AAAGAAAAGAAAAAGCUAUACCCCCUCUGCCCAUCUCCUUGCCGAGCCCCAGCCCCCUCGCUCCGUGGAUCUUCUUCCUCCUCGCGGAGCGCCGCCACCCAUCCCGCUGCCGAGCGCCCGAGGCCCCUAGCUCGUCUUCCUCCUCGCUCGAGCGCCUCCACCGCAGGGUGCUGGAAGGGUCUGUUUUGUGGUAUUUGUAUCCUUUACUACCUGUUGGCUCUCUAUGACAUCCUCUUCUUGGUCUUUUUGCAAGGUUGCUGAAGUGACAACUACGAGGCCAUCCCUCUACUGUUCUUGAUCUGAUUAAUCUUGACUCUCUUUUGCAAGGUCUUUGGUUUGGUGCCCUUAGCCUGUUGAUAACACAGCAAAUCAGCAGCUAAGCAUGGCGGAUGAUUCAAUGGUUGCGAGUUUCUGGGGGCCUGUUACAUCAUCAACUGAGUUGUGCGAGGAGAAUUAUGCACGCUCAUCAUAUAUUGCAGAAUUCUACAAUACUCUCUCUAAUGCUCCAUGCAUUCUUUUGGCGCUUAUUGGACUUGUGAAUGCUCUCCACCAACGUUUUGAGAAAAGAUUCAGUGUCUUGCACAUAUCCAAUAUGAUACUUGCUAUUGGGAGUAUCAUCUUCCACGCAACCUUGCAACAUGUUCUACAACAGAGCGAUGAGACUCCAAUGGUGUGGGAGAUCCUGCUAUAUCUGUAUGUCCUUUAUUCACCGGACUGGCAUUACAGGAGCACCAUGCCUACUUUCCUUGUCUUCUAUGGUGCCGCAUUUGCUGCAGUUCAUUUCUUCGUUCGAUUCCAAGUAGUAUUCAAGUUGCAUUACAUUGGCCUCUGCCUCCUCUGCAUCCCGCGGAUGUACAAGUACUACAUACAGACAAAGGACUUGGCUGCCAAGCGGCUCGCAAAGCUGUGGGUUCUUACUAUAUUUCUGGCAACUCUUUGCUGGCUAGUUGAUCGCAUCUUCUGUAAGAAGCUUUCGCACUGGUACAUCAACCCGCAGGGGCAUGCAUGGUGGCACGUGCUUAUGGGGUUUAACUCAUACUUUGCAAACACAUUCUUAAUGUUUUGCCGGGCUCAGCAGCGUGGGUGGGAGCCACGUAUUACCCAUCUUUUUGGGUUAUUGCCUUAUGUUAAGCUUCAGAAAUCCAGAAAGAGGGAGUGAGUUCUUUGAUGAUCAAUGGUGUUCUCCAGGACCUGAAAUCAAUGUCUGCCAUGUGCGCAAAAACAAGCUGUGGCAUUUUUGUAUAUGGGCUUCCAUCUGAUUUUGGACUACAAAUGUUAUGAUGUCUCACUGGAUUUUGGUAACUUUAACUGACGCCUGUUUUAUACCAUACUUAAUCGCAAAUCAGAGAUUAGUUGGAGUGUUCACCACUUAGUUCUGGUCUUUUUUGGUUCCUCUUCAGUUUGCCUUUCCGUACUAGUAGGCUGUGUUUUAUUUAUUCUUUUGAUUUGCCUUGAAUGAGGUUGAAUUGUAUUAGUUAACUUUGCUUCGUAUGACUAUAGAAUCAUCUUAUAACUAUCAAUUCUUUGCGAA